This is a messenger RNA of Daucus carota subsp. sativus, 628 nucleotides long. RefSeq names its product kirola-like. The record is from RefSeq and is a predicted model, not a curated record. The transcript has 3 exons. Bases 53 to 508 code for a protein of 151 amino acids. NCBI's taxonomy places the organism in Eukaryota, Viridiplantae, Streptophyta, Magnoliopsida, Apiales, Apiaceae. Gene Ontology annotation, biological process: defense response.
UAUAAAAUCGCACUCUAUAUUCGCACUUGCAUAAUUAUUAUACGCUCUGAAAAUGGGAUUGAUCGGAAAGUUGAUAUGCCAGACAUGCAUCAAAACCGACGGAGAUGUGUUUCAUGAAGUCGUCAGUGCCAAGCCACACCAUAUGCACACCAUGACUCCCCAAAAUAUACAGGCUUGUGAUCUGCACGAAGGUGAAUUCGGCAAAGCUGGCUCGGUUGUCAUUUGGAAAUAUACUGUCGGCGGGAAGGAACUGGUAGCAAAGGAGAGGGUGGAAGUGCUAGACGAAGAGGACAAAACAGUGACUUAUAACGUGAUCGAAGGAGAUCUACUCAAGUCCUUCAAAAUCUUUGUCAUCACUGUUCAUGUUGAUACGAGUGGUUUAGAUAAUCUUGUGACAUGGAGCUUCGACUACGAGAAACUGGACGAGAGUGUUAAGGAUCCCACGGAGUAUUUGGACAUGGCGCUUAGUAUUACCAAGGAUAUCGAGACUCAUCAUCUCCCAAAGUGAGUUUGUUCUACAAGGUGUACUACGUUUGUAUGUGCCACGUGGGAUUCAUUAUGAUGCCAUGUAGGCGCAAUGAAAUAAAUAAAAGUUGGCACAUAAGUUGUGGUUGGUUUUUUUUUUUUU